Polychytrium aggregatum is the source of this 753-nucleotide messenger RNA. RefSeq lists its product as uncharacterized. NCBI's taxonomy places the organism in Eukaryota, Fungi, Chytridiomycota, Chytridiomycetes, Polychytriales. Bases 1 to 753 code for a protein of 250 amino acids. The transcript has 4 exons. The record is from RefSeq and is a predicted model, not a curated record.
AUGACUGAUGCUGCACACGAGAAAUCCAGAUUCACCUAUUCCCUUGCCCAAAUACUCGCAAACGAGGCGCCGCCGCCAUAUUCCCUGGAUGACUUUGGGGCUUUCUUGGAGUUUGAGCAUACCGGUGAAAACCUCGAAUACUACAACUUUGUGCGGAUGUACACCGAAGAGUUCCACCGGCUUGCCGAAAAGUACCAGUCCGUCGCUCGAUCGCACCACUCACUCAAGGGAAUGAUGCCCUCGCGGGAGAACCUGGCUGAAGGAGGACGUCUCCAUCCAUCAGAACCAUAUCCAGCCGAAGCUAUCGCGGCCGAGGCCGGCGAGUCAGGCGGACACCGGGCCGAGGGUUUUCGAGAGCGCCUUGAGAGCAAGCGCAGCAUCAGAUCGCUUAUAUGCAGCUCUGCUGAGAGCGAUGCUAUGAUCAGGCAGAUUCUCGAGAAGAUCCUAACACUGUACCUGACGCCGGGAUCCGACAAGGAGAUCAACCUGGCUGGAAAUAUCCGGAAAAAGCUCAUGAACGAGAUCACGACCAAGAAGCUGCCUCAUCCAGACGCCUUCAAGACAUCGAUCGAGAAAGUGUGUGAGAUGUGGAAAACUCAGUCGUACCCCAAGUUUAUGAAUACAGCUGACAGCCGAGCCCCCGCCGAGCCGUCGGCGGCAGCAGCAGCACAUCCACUCGCGGACGAAGCCGGCCAUGCUGAGAAGCCGAGCAGUAAAAAGCCGGGAUUUUUCAAGAAGCUGUUCAAAAAAUAG